Messenger RNA from Nothobranchius furzeri (turquoise killifish), 1987 nucleotides. It is a transcript of the gene clu, whose product is annotated as clusterin. Gene Ontology annotation, cellular component: nucleus. Gene Ontology annotation, molecular function: misfolded protein binding. Lineage: Eukaryota; Metazoa; Chordata; Actinopteri; Cyprinodontiformes; Nothobranchiidae. The record is from RefSeq and is a predicted model, not a curated record.
UCUGAAGGGUCAGGCAGGAAGUUGGUGUGUUGUUACGUCGCUGGGACGCUGUUGAUGCUGCAGCCUCCCUGCACCGUUCCCGUUAGCCUCCUGCUGAACAUAAAAACCGGCAGCAGCGGCACUGGUGUGGCUUCAGAUCCAGGAAAUUCAGAGCUCCCUUUGAGUCAGAGAGGAUGCUAAUAAUAAUGAUGAUGAUGAAGAAGAAAGGCUCUAAGGAGUCCCUGGCUGUGAUGGCUCUUGUCCUUCUGUCCUCGGCCAGCUGCAUCCUCCCGCCAUCGAGGGAAGAUCUUAAUGAGAUCUCCGUCCAGGGAGAGAGGUAUCUGGACAAACAGAUUGAAAACGCCAUUGGCGGCGUGAAGGAAAUGAAAAAUGUGAUGCAGAAAUCUUCUGAAGACCACACAAAGUUUUUGGAUGCUCUGGAGAAAACAAAGCAGCAGAAGGAGGAGGCGAUACGGGCGGCUGAGGAGAUGGAGGCCAAGCUGGAGAAGGAGGAGGAGGUCUGUAACGAGACGAUGAAGGCUCUGUGGGAGGAGUGUAAGCCCUGCCUGAAGAACACCUGCAUUAAGUACUACUCCCGUACCUGCAGCAGUGGAUCUGGGCUGGUGGGACGCCAGCUCGAGGAUGUGCUGAACAGAACAUCUCCCUUCUCCAUCUGGAUCAACGGGGAGCGGAUCGACACGCUGGAGCAGGAGGGACGGCGACAGAGCAAAAAGUUCAGGAACGUGGAAGAAAAAUACACAGAGAUGUCAGAAGGAGUGGAGAGCAUCUUCUCAGAUAGCAUGAAGGUGGCUGAUCAUGUCCACCCUCCCAUGUUCUUUUUCCCGAGAUUCCUGGCUCCGGUCAUGCGCCGCAGCAGGAGCAUCCACACGCUUUUCCACGAUCCCUUCCACAACUUCCAGAGUUUGUUCUCCCCCAUGAUGGGCAGGAACCUGUUUGGCUCCAUGGAUGCCAUGACAGACCUGGACUCUGACACUCCAACAAAUCAGGACGGCAGCGUGAACGAGGACGUGAUCAUUACGAGGCCCUUUGGGAGCGGUAAAAUGACCUGCAGGGAGAUUCGUCGCAACUCUGCCGGCUGCAUCAAGUUCCGUGAUGAGUGUGAGAAAUGCAAAGAAAUCCAGCAUCUUGACUGCUCUGGGAAGAAACCUCUGGAGGGUCCUCUGAAGGAGGAGCUGGAGGAGGCCCUAGCCAUGGCCGAGCGGUUCACGCAGCAGUACAACGUCCUCCUGAAAAGGUUCGAGGAGCAGAUGUUCAACACCUCCUCCAUCCUGGACCUUCUCAACAAGCAGUUCGGCUGGGUGUCGUCUCUGGCUAACAACACCCAGGACGGCAUCUUCCAUGUUAAGGUGGUGGCUACGGGCCCUGAGGUGCAAUCAGGUGAGAAGGAGCCUGCAGACACCAGAGUGUCGGUGCAGCUCUUCGACUCUCCAUCCAUGAACUUCACCAUCUCAGGCGACAUCCCCUGGACCGACCCGAAGUUCUCAGAGGUUGUGGCUCAGGAGGCUCUCGACCGUUACAAGGAAACCAGCGUUUUGGUCAAAUAGAAUUCAUCUGGAUUUGCACUUGAACUGUUCACAAAACGCUCCAAAUUCAUCUAAACACAACUGAGUCCGCCUCCGAACCUCCAGUCCUACUUUUGCAACAAACACAACUAAAGGGUCAUAACAAGUUAGUUCCGCUGUAGAAACUCCUUACAGGAAGGCCUAAUAAGGUCUGAGCCGAGUCUCCUUUGCAAAAAAUGUGCUUUUUAAAUGUGUUUUAAGGAAAUUAAUUGCAUCCUGCUGAUCGAUAUCUGGUUUAUGAUUCAUUAGAAUGAAAUAUUUUACACAUGUUCAUUGAGCUUUCUUUGAUAUGUCGUAGUGACUUUGCCGUUAUUGUUGACAAUUGUGUUACUGGAAUUUGUAAUUUGACAAAUUUAAAUUCUUUUUAGCUGCUUUGGAAAAUAAAAACAGCAAUAAAUAGAAUAAAUUAAACCAGCUACAAACCA